CUUCAGUGAAACGCAUACACAAUAGGUUAACGUGGUGUCCCUCACGUCGGUUAGUUGUAGUUGGAAGCAAAUGUGGAGGGAAUGAGAGUGUAUAGUGCGUGAAGUGUUACCUGUAGGUAAAGCAGGAAGUGCUCGGUUACCACCUUAUGGCACGCCACGGUCUCACCAUGGAAGGUGCUCGUGUGUGGUGAAGAUUAACGACGGCUGAUGAGCCAGGAUGUCGGGGGAGAGUUACACCCGCUGGCGCGCUCAACCUAGUGAUGACGAAGACGAUGAAGGUGUUGAAGGCGAGUCCAGGGGAGGGCGAGGGCGAGGUGAGGCCGUCACUAUCAUCACCCCUUCCGCCCCCCGUCUCCCGCAUGUCCUCUCUCAUGGGGGCCAAAUCAGGUUGCUCUGUGUCAUGAUCCUGAUGCUGUCGGUGUGUCUGGUGUGUGUGGGUCUGGGCGUGUGUGUGGGACUAGCGUGGGGUUAUGCCAGGAGUUAUCGCCACACCAGCGAGCAUAUCAUCUCUGGCUCCACGCUUGACUACAUGCAUGUCCAACGCUUCCUCCAUAGCCUGCUACCAAGCAUGAUCCAAUACAAUAUGAAGGAACUGGAAGAGAUACCUCAGAGGAUGUUGGCAGACUUUGUGGAGGACACCUGGGAAUUUCAGGGUCUCGACACCACCACCACAACCUUCCGUGUCCACCUCUCCAAGCCAGACACCGAGAACCCAAACACAGUGGAGGUGACCUACAGUGACGGCCACAAGGAGGUCCUCAACCCUCUCCCUCCCACCGGUAACCCCACUCCCUUCAGCGCCUACAGCCCGGCGGGAGUGGUGACUGGGCCGCUGGUGUAUGGCCGCUACGGGAAACGGGAGGACCUCGCCACCCUUCAAUCCCGCAAGAUCAACCUCAAAGGUUCCAUCCUCCUCCUGCGGCACGGCAAACUACACAACGGUGCCAAGAUGCAUAACGCUGAGCAAGCCGGAGCUGUGGGCGUGUUGUUCUACCCUGAUCCUGCAGACAUGCGGGGAAUGUUUGGGGGCGGAGAGCCGUACCCUAAUGGGACUGGACUACCGGACGACGGCGUCAUCUGGAGUACUGUAAGCACCUUGCCUGGGGACCCUGCUACGCCCUUCCUUCCCAGCCUCGACUAUAUCUACAGGACUGGACAGUCGUCACAGACGCUGCCGAAGAUCCCUGGACACACCGUGAGUGCGGAGGUGGCACAGCAGCUGCUGGUGAUGAUGGAUGGCCCGGAGGCACCUGAAGGAUGGUGGGGGGACCUGGACCUGGUGUACCGCCUUGGGGGGUCCUGGACCCUUGACAGUAACGUCACCAAUAUCACGCUGUCGGUCAACAACAUCCUGCAUGAGAAAACCCUCAAGAACAUCCACGCAACUUUGCCCGCUGCUGAUGAAUCCAGGGUGAUCAUGGUAGGAUGCCACUACGGGUCUCUCUCCAUUAACCCCGGUGCGGGACUUGGGGCACUACUGGCCCUAAGCGAAGCCAUCGCCAAAAAUUACCUGCCAGGGGGCACUCAGCGUAAGUUGGUGUUCUCCGCCUGGGCCGCCGGAGAGUACGGCAUGAUCGGCUCAACAGAAUUUACUCAGUUGUACUCAUCGUGGGUGGACUCUUCGGUCAUAGCUUACCUGAGUGUGGACGAGAUGCUCCAGGGCACUGGUAGCCUGAGGGUAAUGGCCUCCCCCACACUGCGGCAAGCCAUCCGGGAGGCAGCGACGCAGGUGAUGUGGCCUGUUGGUGAAGAUGUGUCUGUGUACGACGGGUGGUGCUCGUCGGAUCCACUUGAUGCACACUUCAGCAAUCUCGGAUCCGGCAGCGACUACGUCAGCUUCACGGCGCAGCGAGGUGUACCCUCUGCGCACUUCGUUGGUAUGGGCGUCGACUGGUGGAGCACCUUCUCCCUCCGACACUCCCAGUACGACACCCGCUACUCGUACACCAGCCUCCUGGACCCUGACUACAAGUGGACCCACAUGAUCACGAGCCUGGUGGGGGCGGUGAUGAUGGUGUUGAGCGAGAAUGAACUGCCUCCUGUGGUCAUGACAGAGCUGAGUACUGACCUGUACGACGGGUGGCGGCGCUUCCUCGGCCUCCACGCCACAACACUACACAAGUCGGGAUAUAACUUCACCGGCAUCAUAGACGCCAUCGAGGCAGAACUGAUCAGAAUGAACAGCUCCUUGUCAGACCUGGACAGGUUGUACCACACGAUGCCUAAUUACGUGCACCAAUACUCUAUGCCCGUCACUGGACUCGCCCACUACAGGCAGGUGGAGCAGCGUCUACGAUGGCUGACCAACCUGGAGCGUGGACUCCUGGGCCCCCGCGGGGUAGGACGGACCUUCACCACAAACCUGAUGGUCGGCCCUGAUCUCGAGAACCCAUAUCGAGCCACCCACUACCCGCACGCCGCUCAGGCCAUUAUACACGCCCUCCUACAGAAAACCCCAUGGGAGAGCGUUCACCAGGAGCUUUCUUACAUCCUGGCGGCUCUUACUUCAUACAGACAGCUCUUCCCUAUUGACGUCCCAGUGUCUACAAUUGAGACGCAGGAUAUCGACUGAUGGUAGGUCUCAUGGCUGAAACCUAUUUCUGAUGAGCCAUUUAAAACUGAUGACUGUCUUGCUUUGAUAAAGUUUAAGGUUUCUUCCGUUUUGAUGUUGACAGCUAAGAUCUGAUCUUUGGUCUCAUUGACAGCUGGAAUCUCAUACUGUCAUGACAAUAACAUCUGUUGUAUUGUAAAACUGGCAGCUGGAGAUUAGUUUCACUGUGUAAUUUGUAAGUGAUAAGUUAUUUCAUCGUGGAUGUUGGAAGUGGAGACUAAUUUUGGUUCUGGUGUUAACAACUACUGAAGAGUUAUAUUGUAGUGAUGUCCGAUGAAUACUGUUCUGCUGUGGUAGUGACGUGUAAUGUAAGGUGUUAUGGUGGCACUGGCAUUUUGAAAUUUAUUCUGUUGUGGCACUCCGGUCAAAACCGGUCCUUACGUGUUGCCAACAACUGAAUAGUUGCUGUCACGACACGCACAACUGAUGACUAGUUCUGUGAUAUUUAGAGCUGAAUACUUAUACUACUGUGGUGUACUUACGUUCAGUAGAUGUUCUCGCCUGGCACUAACACUUGUGAACAGGUACCAGUUCUGUACUUAAGGGUGAUCUUGCUCUGUUGUAAUACUUGAAGCUACAGGUUAGUCCCAACGUACUUCUUAAGUUCGGAAAUCAUUCUACUAUAAUAUCUAUGAGUAAAGCAACGGUGUGACAUUCUAAACAUAAUAUCAAAUGUGUUAGUGACAUACUUCACAAUGUAUAUCACAAAUUCUGUCCAUUCUUAAACUCCUGCCUCUGAAAUUUUCAAUUUAACACGUUGUUUCAUAGUUAUCACACGUGGCACAAAUUUAAUACACCUGUGCCUAUACUGUUACCUAAAUAUGAAAUAAACUACAUAGAGUACACAAAAAUGGGCCAUCAUCAUCCCAGACAAACUGAAAAAAAAAAAUAACAUCUUCGAGAGAUGGACGAUAUUGUGGUGCUAAGCGUGAUACUGUGACGUGAUAUAGUAGUGUGGCCUUGAUCAGUGUAUCAUGCCAGUUAUAUGCAGUUUGUCUGCCUUAAUGACUUAAGGCAGUGGCACACUGGGCACUUUCCUCCAAACGUGUUGCCCGUUUUGCUGGCCGUUGGCCUGACGGCCCAGCAAGCAGCAGGAUUUCUGCUGUUGCGAGAAAUGGACAACGGUUUGGCAGGGAUUUUUGCUGGCCGGAUUCGUGUUCAAAUGAGCUUCAUAUAAUUUCAAGUAAAAAUUGAAAUAAAUCAUGAAACAAUAAGAAUUUAAAAUAUAACAUAUAAACUUCUUUAGUAUUAUUAGAUCAUUAUUCAGGGUCUUUGAGCAGUCAGCCGCUGCCACUUUUAAAGAAACUUCACAAUGCAUCAUUGUCUUUUAUUUAGUUUUUGCACACGCCUCACUUGCUUCAGCAAUUGAAGAACUAUAGCACAAUCCUGCAAGGCCUCAACUGUAGUAACUGGAUCCAUGGCGAACCUCAUCUAGACGCUUUGUUGUUGCUUUCGUUGCGUUGGGCAGACGCGCCAGCAAAACAUCCCAGUGUGAGGUAAAACGUCUCUUGGUUUUGUUAGCCGGACCGUGUUUGCCAAACAUGCUUGGAGGAAAGUGCCCAGUGUGCUGCCGCCUUUAGUCGUUUGGAAAAGAAUGAGUGAAAGAGUGUGUACACAGUGAAGAUAAUUCAUCACACUUGGCACCGUCGACAAGUCACAAGAAGUAUCACUGUGAGACUAUCACCUGCUGUACAACACAUUUUUAGAAACUAAACCAAAUAAUAAUUUGUGUUGCAAGAUUCUUUGAGUGAUACUUUCCAGUUUUACGGAGAUUAAUGACGGGGAAUUUAGUUUGAAGGUAAGAAACACAGACAACCUCUUCUCGGCCACAAGACCUGUUGAAUAAGGAAGAGAGAGGUGUAGGUGCGGCUGAUUCACUACGUGUUACACAUUCGUACCACAACUAUGUACACGCUUGCUUUUGACAACUGGGAUACUUGGGGUCAGGUUGUAAAUAUGUAUCUGAGGUUCUAUUUUAGAAAGAUCCUUAAAUCUGAUUUAUAGAAGUCAGUUCUACGCUGCGGAGAAAUCAACAUUGUGUCAGCGAAUGGUUGCUUGUAGUCUUAAGUAAAUUUAGCUAUAUAUAGGAAUGGUGACGGUCAUCGUUCAGUACCUGAGAUGUGUUACUCAUGGUGUGCCCUGGGCUGGUCACCAGGACGCAGGGUCAUUUAUGGUGUGCCCUGGCCAGCUUACUAGGACGGAGGGUCACUUAUGGUGUGCCCUGGGCUGGUCACCAGGAUGCAGGGUCACUCAUGGUGUGCCCUGGGCCGAUCACUGGUCAUCAAUCAUAGUUGGUGUAAACAAGUUUCAAUACUUCAAUGGUGCUGGAAAUAAUUAUUUAAGUUGCAGAUAAUGUUUUAAUUUGAUCUUAACUUUCAUUCUUAAACUGAAGUUGGCAGCGUUCCCUAACCUUCUCCCGCCACUAUUAAAAGAAGGAGACGGACUCUUUCUUUCUGGAAGGUCCACAGUGUUGGUGGAUCAUAUUCAGUCCAUUCUUGAGUUUCUUUGCUGUGCGUCAUCAGCUGUGUUUACUGAAGCAACAGCCGACGAUUGAGGCGGAGAAGCAACAGCAGAAGGUGGAGAGGUGGAACGGUGAAUUAGGAACAGGAACAACAACAGUUUUACAUUAGUAAUAACAGCAGGAGGACGUGACCGUGUGCCUCAUAAGGUUGAUAAUGUCUGUGGCCGAUGCAGUGGAAUUCCCGGAACUUUCCUCUUUAUCGACUGCUGCAGAUGAUCAUGUACGCGGCCCUUCCUCCUCGCUGUCACACCACUUUUGUUAAGUUCCUCCUCCUCCUAUCCUUCUUGAUUGCUGACAUAUUAUAAAAUAAAAAAUCUUGCCAAUCAUAUUUUAGGUUUAAUAUCGUGUUGUUACUAAUGUAGUACAAGGUGUGCUCGAUUUUAUCAAUGAUGUGUGUGGCUGUGAUUUGUAAUACUGCAUUCUGCUAGAGUAUUUUUUUUUGACUGAGUAGUCCAAUACCUCAACAGUACAGUGGGCAGUCACUAGAAGCUAUUAAUUUUUUUUUAAAUAGCUGGGUUAUGCUGCCUCAAAAUGCUUUUUAUAAUGUCAGUAACAGUAAGUGUGACUGAAGAAUGCUGCGACUUGGACGCAAAUUACAGAAUUAAAGAUAAAACUGGUGAUAUAUUUUGAUUUAAUGAGGAAAAUAUAAAUAAAUUUUACUUAAAAGAG
Homarus americanus (American lobster) is the source of this 5801-nucleotide messenger RNA. Its product is annotated as aminopeptidase NAALADL1-like. Gene Ontology annotation, molecular function: carboxypeptidase activity. The record is from RefSeq and is a predicted model, not a curated record. The transcript has 15 exons. Bases 218 to 2572 code for a protein of 784 amino acids. NCBI's taxonomy places the organism in Eukaryota, Metazoa, Arthropoda, Malacostraca, Decapoda, Nephropidae.